Arabidopsis lyrata subsp. lyrata is the source of this 523-nucleotide messenger RNA. RefSeq lists its product as uncharacterized. The record is from RefSeq and is a predicted model, not a curated record. The transcript has a single exon. The coding region runs from base 71 to 313 and encodes 80 amino acids. Lineage: Eukaryota; Viridiplantae; Streptophyta; Magnoliopsida; Brassicales; Brassicaceae.
ACCACAAACAAAAAAAAUCUUAAAUAAGAACAAUCUUUUAAAAUUUUGUGUGGAGUGUGAAACCAAAAAAAUGUGUUACAAAAUUCUUCCACCUCUUGUUAUUCUUCCGGAGAACUUCCACGAAAAUACGACGGUGGCAGAAGUGACGGCCGCGACAGAGGUGGAAGCCAGCGCUGGUCACCGUAGCGGUGGCGGUGGAAAGAAGAAGUGUGUGUGUUCACCGUCGAAGCAUCCAAGAUCGUUCAAGUGUAGGUAUCAUCAACAUGAAUAUCAAUGGCUUCCUUCAUCUUCAUCUUCAUCCCUCCACAAAUAACACAUAUCAUCAAUUCAUCAUGUAAACAAUAAUUAUAGUUUUAUAUUUUUAUUAUUCAUGGUUAUUUUAAUUUCCUAAGUAUUUCAAUCAAAGUAGAAAUUGUGUUGUCAGAAUCUUUAUAUAACGAUGUUGUUUGAUCGACAAAGUUCGAAAAAAUCGGCAGCAAUAAUCUUUUUUAAGGAAUACGUGGUUACUAAGAAUUCUGUAUAA